AUGAACCAGCUUUUUGUACAGACAGAGAAGAUAGCGGAUCCUCGGGAGGGAAAGCUUCAGGUGGUAUCGAACAUAGACGUGUGCACUAAGAUAGCCGAGUUCCUGGAAAGCACGCUAGGGCCCUAUGGGAUGGACAAACUGUUCGCAGGGAAGGAAAUUGUGGUAACGAAUGACGGGGCAACGAUACUCAAACACAUGAAAGUAAAGCAUCCUGUAGGGAAGCUUCUAGUUGGGCUGUCUGAGUCGCAGGACAGCGAGGUUGGGGACGGGACGACCAGUGUUGUGGUUCUAACUGCAGAGAUAUUAAGCUGUCUGAAGUCGCUUAUCAAGGACAAUUUUGAUCUUGAAUCCAUCAGAGAGUGUCUUUCUGAGCUUAGGGCGGUGUGUAUUGGGCAUGUGGAGAAAAUAAGUAUGGAGGUUGAUGACGAAAUGCUUUACAAGAUGGCUGAGACUUGUGUUACCUCCAAGAAUAUCAGGCAUGAAAAGAAGUACUUUUCACGGAUGAUAGUUGAUACAGUAAGGCAGGCAAAGACAGAUAACAUGGAGUCUAUUGGAAUAAAGAAGGUGCAAGGAGGAAGCAUAGGGGAUUCGAUUGCUGUGAACGGUAUUGCAUUUGAGAAGUGCUUUACUUAUGCAGGAUAUGAGCAACAGCCAAAAAGAAUUGAAAACCCAAAGAUUGUGUGUUUGAAUGUGGAACUUGAGUGGAAAAGUGAGCGUGAUAAUGCAGAGAUAAGGGUUGGCGGUGUUGAGGAAUAUCAAAAGGUUGUUGACGCAGAAUGGGCUAUUAUCAGGCGGAAGCUAGAUGAGAUAAUAGACAGUGGGGCGAAUGUGGUUUUGAGCUCGCUAUCUAUAGGGGACUAUGCUACACAAUACUUUGCAAGGCAUGGAAUAUUCUGUGCAGGAAGAGUUUCGAAGGAUGAUCUCAGCAGGGUGGUUGGAUCGUGUGGAGGAAGAAUACUUGGAUCUACGGAUUACUUGGAAGGCAGUCUGGGGUCGUGUGAGCUCUUUGAGGAAAGACAGCUGGGAAAGCUCAGAUACAACUAUUUUGAAGGGGGAGGGAUGCAGGCAUGCACCAUAAUACUUCGGGGGCCUGGGCAAGAGGUUCUUGAGGAGAUUGAAAGGGCUGUCCACGAUGCAAUAUGUGUUGUCAGGACUGCCCUAAAGACUAGAAAGGCUGUUUGUGGGGGAGGAUCUGUUGAAAUGGAACUAUCCAAAGCCGUUAGAGAGAAGUCGAUGGAAUAUGGAAACAAGAAGGUGUUUGUUGCAAAGGCCGUGGGACAGGCGUUUGAGAAGAUUCCUCUCCUUUUGGCCAGGAACUUUGGGUUUGACACCAUCAGCGUAAUUCAGGACCUCCGAAAAAGACAUGCCAAUGGAUCUGCCUAUCAAGGAGUCAGCAUUGGAGGAGUCCAAGACAUGAGGGAUCUUGGUAUAUACGAGCCCCUUGAGGUCAAGAAGAAUAUGAUCAAGGCGUCCCUCGACGGAGCAGCCUCGAUUAUCAUGAUUGAUUCGACCAUCAUGGCUGAGAAGAGUCAAUAA
Messenger RNA from Encephalitozoon hellem ATCC 50504, 1536 nucleotides. RefSeq names its product T-complex protein 1 subunit eta. Lineage: Eukaryota; Fungi; Microsporidia; Unikaryonidae. The transcript has a single exon. Gene Ontology annotation, biological process: protein folding. The coding region runs from base 1 to 1536 and encodes 511 amino acids. The record is from RefSeq and is a predicted model, not a curated record. Gene Ontology annotation, cellular component: chaperonin-containing T-complex. Gene Ontology annotation, molecular function: ATP-dependent protein folding chaperone; ATP binding; ATP hydrolysis activity.